Messenger RNA from Mycena indigotica, 1485 nucleotides. RefSeq names its product UDP-3-O-[3-hydroxymyristoyl] glucosamine N-acyltransferase. Gene Ontology annotation, biological process: biosynthetic process; cytoplasmic translational initiation. Gene Ontology annotation, cellular component: eukaryotic translation initiation factor 2B complex; guanyl-nucleotide exchange factor complex. The transcript has 8 exons. The record is from RefSeq and is a predicted model, not a curated record. The coding region runs from base 19 to 1485 and encodes 488 amino acids. Lineage: Eukaryota; Fungi; Basidiomycota; Agaricomycetes; Agaricales; Mycenaceae. Gene Ontology annotation, molecular function: translation initiation factor activity; guanyl-nucleotide exchange factor activity.
GCAAAUAGCGAGUCAUCUAUGGACAUCCAACUCGAGCUGGUGCCUGCAGAGUUCCUUGCGAUUGUCCUUUGCGGCUUCGGCAACGAACUUGUUCCGCUCACAAGCGAUCAUGGCGACGAGCCAUCCUUGAAAUCUUUACUCCCCCUGGCCAAUGUACCCAUCAUAGACUACUGCUUAAGGUGGCUGGAGGAGUCGGGGAUCAGAGAUGUGCUUGUAAUCUGUCCCGCAAUUCAUCGACCCGCGAUCUCUCAUCAUAUCCACUCUCACCCACACUCUUCUGUGCGAAUCGACAUCCAGUCUUACGAAGAGACUGCCGAAACCGGAGUCGGAACAUGCACUCUUCUUCGCCACUUUUCCAGCCGGAUCGCGAGAGACUUUGUACUGCUGCCUUGCGAUUUUAUUCCACCGCCAUCGCUUCCUUUGUCGACCCUCCUCAACAAGUUCCGCACCGACACCGCUUCGGAUGGGUCGAUUGCUACUACCUGCUGGUUUACACCCCCAAAGUCAGAAAAAAACACUACACCCGAUGAAUGGGGCCACCAUGCCCCAACUGCGUCAAUCGUUUGGGACAAACCGUCUGGGACUCUACUUUAUAUAGAUACUCCAGACGAGCAAGACCAAAACUCGGACGAGCUGGAACUCUCCAUGUCGAUGCUCUCCCGGUAUCCCAAAACCUCAUUGUCGUCCAACCUCCAAGACUCGCAUGUCUAUGUCUGCAAGCGCUCUGUUCUCGAUCUCCUCAACGAGAAACGUCAUUUUGACUCAUUCCGCGAGGAAUUCCUGCCUUGGCUGUGUAAAGUGCAGUACCAGCGCACCAAGAGACAGAAAUACCAAUCUGCACUAAACUCCUCAACAAACACAUCACAGAGUGUUGCGCUCAAGCACUCGACGUUGUUAUCGACAACGCAGUUGAACCCAGCAAGCCAUUUGCCCAGGAAUAAAAGCACUGCGACUUCUGCCCCUCAAUCUCCAAUAACUUCCGAAUCCUCGCAUGAGAUUACGCCCAGUCUCAGGGUCGGGAUCCACUUGGUAUCUGAUGUUGCAGCGCGAGUGAACAACAUCCACACCUUCAUGGAAAUGAAUCGCCGCUUGCUGGAAAAGGCUUCCUUUGUGUUGCCAACAGAUCCAACAGACCGUGCACUGAUUGACCAGAAAGCCCAGAUAUCGACCGACACCAUCGUUGGUGAUUCGACCAAGAUUGACGAGCGCGCCAAUGUCAAGAAAUCGGUCAUCGGUCGCCAUUGCUCAAUAGGAAAAAUGGCCAAGAUCGUUGGUUGCGUUCUUUUCGAUCAUUGCGUUGUCGAGGACGGGGCCAAGUUAGAAGGCUGCAUUCUGGGCAAAAACACCAAGGUCGGUGCAAAGGCCGAGCUUGUCCGUUGUAUCACCCAGCCCGGCUACGAAGUCGAUCCAGGUGAAUCGGUUAAAAACGAGAAGCUGGAGGUUUCCGAUUGGACUGCAGGCGGCGGGUUCGAAGAAAGCGAUUAG